CCCGUUUCCGCUGGGGGGCGGGGCGUCGCCAUGGCGGCCGGAGGCAGAGCCGGGCGGCCGGAGAAGCCGCGAUGAGGGAUGAGGAUGAUCUCGCGAUACACGCGGAAGCCGGUGCCCCCCGACGCCCUGGAGAUCCAUGGACUUGCAAAAAAUGCUUUAGAGCAUCAUCCCCUGCCAGAGCCACGAGAUGACAUUUACCCUGCUACAGCGGCCACUGAAAGCUAUGAAGAAUUCUUGAGGGAGUCUGAAAUCUUGAAGGAAUCAAAUUACCCAGACAUUACUGCAGCUGACAAUGGGAGCUCAUGGUCUGCUAGUCAGAGUUACACAGGAACCUCCACUGAAGACAGCUCAGUCUUCUCUUGGGGCUACGAUGAAUUUGAUAAAGCUGCCACACGUCAAGUUCAGCAGAUGUUCAGACACAUUGAUGAGCUUUUAUAUGAACAGAAAGAAAGUGUGCAUGUUGAGGGUCUGCAAGUAGAGUGCCAACAAUGGACAUCUAGCUUUCCUCAUCUCAGGAUUUUGGGGAAGCAGGUAGUAAUCCCCACAGAUGAAGGUUUUGGGUGGUAUUCAAGUUCACCUUCUAGCAGCUUAGGUUCACUGGAUGUCAGCCCAGUACAAGAAAGAGAUUCUAGUGAGUUUAGUAUUUUGGGCAAGAAGAUACCUCUGUGGGUUACUCCCAUUCAUAAAGAUGCUGACAUUUCAAAACCUCCUACUGUUUGCUCUGUGGAGAGUGAAGAAGGUGAAGAUGGAGUAAUUGUUUCUGAAGGAAUAAUGGAGGAAUAUUUAGCAUUUGACUGCAGAGAUGUGGAAGAAGAGUUGCAUGAAAGGAAAAUGGGACUCUCAUCUGACAGACAGAAAUUAGGUUUCCCUCCUAUAUCUCCAUGUUACUGUAUGAAGGAUGCUGUGCUCACAUAUGUGUUUGAUGAUGUGUGGAGUGAAGUCCUGGGCUCUGUGGAGGAGUUAAUCUGCCGGCACUGGGAAGGAUCAGUCUCCGGUAAUGAUGAUGAGAAAAAUGUCAUAACUGCAGAAACAAUGAGAAUGGAUCCUGGAAGCCCUUUUCUGCAGUUUGAACCUCUGCCAUUGGUGUUACCACGAGUGCCACAAGCUAAAAUGCCCUCCAUCACCUCAAAUUUGUGCCCACAACCCAGAUGUAGCCGCAAAACCAAAAAGAGGAGAAAAUCACCUCAAAUAAAUGUCUCUCAAGGAUCAAGUGGUGGCCCUCAACAAAAUCUGAAUGGUUUGAUGGUGAUACAUGGGAUGCACUUACAACAAAGGAAUCUGCCUCUAAUAGACAAAAUAUUGGAUCUGGAUGACAAACCACUAUUGAGGCCAGGCUCCAGUUCCAUCCUCUCAACAAGAACUCGACCAAAUCGCACUCUAGAGCUCAGUACGUCUUCUCUGUCAUAUUCUGCUCAUUCUGCUAGAAGACGCAACCCACCACCACGCACCCUGCAUCCCAUCAACACUAACCACUCUCGUUCUGGGACACCAAGAUCCAUGGAUGAAGUCAUCAGGGGAACACGACUUCCUACUGCACAUGACCAGCUGUUCUCACCCUCCUUAAUGCCCUUGAGCCGAAAUAAUCUUCUGCCACCUAUUAGUACUGCUGACGUUGUGGAACACUUGAACACCGUGGGAUCCCAAAGGCAAACGGAUCCCCGAGGGAAUUCCAGUCGAGCUCAGAGUGCAAUGGAAGAUGAGAUUAACCAUCAGCAGCCACAGGAGAGGCUUUUCUUACCUGAUCAUUUCUCCAGGCCUAAUACGACACAUGCAUUUUGGGUAAAAAGUGGCAAAUGUAUCCAAAUACCGGAUCCACAGUAUCGCCGUUCUUGCACAGUUAUUGAUUAUGCGAAUCAAACCCGGACCAGUAGAGGAUCAGCAGGCACAGGUACAUGCAAUAUUUUGACUGAAAUAAUAAUAAUGGCUGUGAUGUGGGGUAUUUGCUGCUUUCAUAUCACAUCACUUAAGUUAUAUCUGCAACAUGAACAGAAAACCCCUAUUAAUAAAUUUAUUUUAUAUUUGAUUUAUUCUUCUGAUCUACUAUUAUACAAAGUUUCACAGAUAUGGGGCUUGUGUGGUUUUUCCUCCUGCCAUAUGUAACAGUUUAAAUAAUUCAAAGGACUUUUUACACUGUGGACCUUGAUCCUUCUCCUAUUAAAAUACAUGGAAAUCGACUGAAGUGAAAGAAAGAUCAAGUACUAUAUGUGUGAAAUUCAAGGUUAUAUUUUUCUAUUGGUUCUGGUUCACUACGUGUGUAACUAAGGCCUUGCCUAUAUUAAAAGCUGCGCUGCUUUAACUGAAAGUCAAUGUAGUUGAAUCAAGGUGGCAAAAUCCCUAUAGGGAUACUUUCACAUCAGUUUAAACCCCAUACAUCAAUUUAGCUUCAUUUGACUUGUAACCCAAUUAAGCUGAAUACACACACACACACUCUCUCUCUCUCUCAAAAUCCACUUUUAGUUAAACCAGGGCAGCUUCUAAAUGUAGACGAGGUUUUGCAUGGGGAGGGGAGGGGAUGAAUUUAGUGGCAGAUAAUAUGCAUUCCCUAGCCUGAACUGCCCUACUGUUCUGGCAAUGCUAAUGAUACAAUCUUUAACUUUUAAAACAAAGCCAUUCUUAUAUGCUUCAGAUACAACCCCCACUACCAUUUUGUGACUUACCAGCAGGGUACACGAAGCGGUGUGUGUGCAACUGCACUUUUGCCAUAGAAAUCAUCUAGGGAGGGAGGCCUCUUGUCUCCAUCAACUCUUGCUUCAGAGAUCUCAGGAUUACUGUAGGGAGGACGUCAGUCAUCGUACUAUGCAAUUACACAGCACUAAAAAUCAGUUAACCAAAUCUAUACAGUAUAUAUUGUUUUCAGGUAUGGCUGGGUUGUUUACAUUGGAAAAUGGUCUGGAUUGUAAAUCCUUAAGUGGGAUAAGCUUUUCACCUCAAACUCAAAACCCAUCCUCUGUAUCUAUUUUAAUACUGGAAUGUUUAUUACUCUACAGAUUCUAUUAACAUAAGAGUGAGGGGAAUCACAUUAGGGAUAUCUAGUUCUUCCUGUAUUAGUUCUUUUCACCAUCAUGCUCUAGGUCAUUCUUUUGAUGAGGAGAGAGAUCAUCCUCCAUUGGGUAAGAAAUGAGGCACGAGACUUGAGAACUGUUAAAUGUUCUUGGUGCGUUUGUAUCUGAUAGUUGUUGGUCUGUCAGAUUCCUAGUAGAUAGGUGUUAGGAUGGUAUUUAUUAUCUGAGCUGGUAUCAGACAUGCCAAACCCAUGAAAAAAAUGCAGAAAUUGGGCUUGUUUUUGGCUUAAUUGGCUUGUUGGCUAGUUUUUGGCUUGUUGCUUCUUUUUUUUUGGUUGGCUCCUGGUAAGCAGGGGCAAGUGGGGAAAGUGUCAGGGGUGCACAGCGGGCCCACCCCAGUCCCAGAGUGCACGCUGGGAAGAUUAGUCACGUAGAGUGUUGGGGUUCUUAGGGAUUGUUUUGUUUUGGCCUUGUUUUGAAAUGGGAUUAGCGUGAUUUUUGGCUUAUUGUGAAAAUUGGAGUACUUAUUUACUGCGUGAAAGUAGGCAACUGUGGCUGGUAUCCUUGUCAAUGACUGAACAGUCAGAGAGAGCAUCUGAUGGUUCCUUCAGCUCAGUGUUGAAGCACAUGGUCGGGGGAAAAAGAGGGGAUGGGUGGAGAAUUGAACUGUUGCUGUCUGUUGUGUGUACUAUUAGAAAGCUCUUAGAGGUUGCCCCUUUCUGGUGGAAUUCUUGAGUCCCAUGAUUUGUGGUGUUAACUCUAAAUAAGGCAUAAUUUUCCCUCCUUCAGAAUCAGUGGAAUAGAGUGCGGUGAAGCAGCCACUCACUCAGCUAGUGAGCACAGCAGAAACCAGCCCAAGAAGGGAUAGCAACAGGAAGGGUCUGGCAUAUAAAUUCUCCAGGAACAAAAUGCACACCAACUUGCUUUAUCUCCCCUACUCAGUUCUGGACUGGGGUGGAGGGAGGGUAUUAAACACUUUAAACAGCACGUUACUGUGCAGCAAGCCAGGUUGUGAAGCUACAAUGCACUAGCUUACCAUGCAGUAACACCCUGUGUGGACAUUGAUAUAGUGCACUUCAAGUAGUAGUGUGCCAAGCCAAUGUCCAGGACUUUAUGCUCCUUAGCAGGACAUUAUUGUGUGAUAUGACAAACUGCUGUGAUUUAAAAUCUUACCCUGGCUUGCCACACAGUAAACUUGCCACGUAGACAAGCCGUAAGGGCACAAGUAUGCAUGCGUUUCUCCCUCCCCUCCAAGCCUCCAGGGAAUCAGCUCCUUCUCAGGCCAAGCUCCCUUCAACUCCUUCUCUCCCAUUGCUGCCAGACUUUGUAGAGAGCAGAGACCAGGAGCCUAAGUACUUAACCCACCAUUAUCAGAGUAUCUGAAUAGGGCUCAGGCUGGAGAGUGCUCAAGGGCAUCUCUGAGUGGAACACAGAGGAAGGAACUAGGAUGCAUGAUCUAGCAUCAAGAAAGAAAAGAAGGGAAAUUGGUGCCUGAAUGGUAUGUUUUAUGUACAUUUCACACUGAUUUUUCAAGCUGAAACAUCCAUAGCCAAAGUGAGUAUUGCCUACUAUGCUUAGAAGACAGACCAAAAGAAGAAACUGUCUUAAGUCAUGAUGGUUUUUGUUUGUUUUUUUUUGUCAGUUUUGUGAGUUGGUUUCUCAUGAUUUUUUAGGAUGGUAAAUAUUAGACUCUCCUGUACUCAUGCUGGUACUUGUCACACGCACUGGAAUUUAUCAAGUAUUCUUAGUACAAAGCUUCUUUGAUGGAUCAUGUCACAGAACAUUCCACAGUAAUACAGCAGCUACCUUCAACCAAGGAUUUUCAUACCUUUCUUACCUCCAGAAAGUUUCAUAAAAGGCAUAUUUUAUUAUUGAACAUAAUCAGCCUUGGUUUUUAAAAUGAAGAUACUGCCAUUGCUAAUAAAUAAAUUAAAGCAUAUUUUAACAUUGAAAAAGUGGAUAUAUAUAGUUUUGGUAUUUAAGACUUCUAGCAGAUACUAAAAUUGAUGUUUUACCUAAUCUUUAUGUAGUAGGUCUUCAGCUACAGGGUUCUGUAAAAGCUCACAGCAGAGGUGGAUCAGUUACAAGAAGCAGACAAGCAUUGUAAUGGGUAAUGAACAAGGAUCCAUCCCUCACAAUGAUGCAGUGAGCACAGCUGGACACUCAUGAAAGUGUUGAAUCUCAGCAAUAUUAAACUUGUUUACAGAAGAAUUUAAGAACAUCUUCAUGAAGGAUCUUAUUUUUGUAUGUUAUAUUUUUAAAAAGCAGCUGCCAAAGACUAUAGGGUACUCAGCACAUUUCAGUUUUCUUCCUGUAGACCAGGUUUUGCUAUUCUGGUGAACACUAAAGCUUGUACCCUAAAAGUCUACCAAUUUUUCCGCUAAACCACUGCUAAUAUUUUUCAUAUUAAAAAGGACUAUUGGCUCAGGACUCUUUGGUUCCUGUUACUGCAGCAGGGGCACUACUGGAACAGUUGCCUAACUUUGUGAAAGACUAUUGCACUUUUCACAGCAAUCUAUUUACUAUAUAAAAGGAUUUUUUUAAAAAAAAACUUUACUACGUUGAUAUGUCUGGCAUGAUUUCUCUAUUAAAAAUGAGCAGACUUAUUGCAUAUAAUGCUGCCUGUACAACUGUGGUGAACAGGUAAUUUGGACAAACUGUGGAUCCUAUGGUGAGAACACCAGCUACAACAACAGUUGCAUAAAAUAAGGUAGCAAAUAAAGAAAUCUUGUGCUUCCACAUUUGCUAAUUUUAACUUGCAGUCUUAACUGUAGCAUGCUACUGUCCCUUCCUGUAUUAUAAACUAAUUCUUCUCCACCAGUGACUCAGGCAAGUGUCCUCAAGGGACAAAAGCAAUCUUAUUUUGCUGAAAAUUUAUUCCCACACACUACUCAAAGUAAGAGAAUCCUUUAAGUAUUCUUCAUGAUUACAUAUUUUAUGUAAUUUCAGCAGAUGGAUGUCUCCAUUUUGAAACAAAUUAGAGUGACUAAAGAAAUGUUUCUGUGCACCAGCAUCAUUCACCAUUUCAGUCGCCCAGGAGAGCUUUCUUAGGCACAGACACAUUCCGCUUCUGUAAGACAGACAUACUGGGAUAUUUUAGAAACAGUUACCAUUAAGACAUAAAUGUCGCUUAUACAUUAAAUGCAACAGUUUCACAGUAAAGCAGCUAAACUGUAAUUCAGUUUAACUACAAACAUUAUAUUCAGGUCUUACUAUUAACAGUAAGUGCUAGACUGCAAAUAUAUGUCAUAAAUUGAGGGGAACCUGUUAUUUUUGAACAAUAGGUAUUCUGCUACAAUGUGAAGACAGUUACUUUGAGCAAACUGAUUCUUUAAUAAAAAAAUUGUCACCUUUUAUAUGCAAUUAAAAAGCUUUUCUAAACUUCA
This is a messenger RNA of Chelonia mydas (Green sea turtle), 6388 nucleotides long. It is a transcript of the gene FAM149B1, whose product is annotated as family with sequence similarity 149 member B1. Gene Ontology annotation, biological process: cilium assembly; protein localization to cilium. The coding region runs from base 79 to 2100 and encodes 673 amino acids. The transcript is spliced from 14 exons. The record is from RefSeq and is a predicted model, not a curated record. NCBI's taxonomy places the organism in Eukaryota, Metazoa, Chordata, Testudines, Cheloniidae.